AUGGCGGCAAAAAUGAAACGACGGAAAUUCUUGUGGUUGUUUGUUGUAACAAUAUCGAUUUUGUUUGUGUUCCUGGUUCUGUACUUAAAGCAUAAACUAGGUCAGCUAGAAUGCACAGCCAAAAAAGGCCCUCUACCUUUCCAGAAGUACCUCCUGAUGCUGAAGAAGCUUAUUUUCGGAACUGAGACAGAGGGCACUGACAAGAAAUCACUGCUGUGUGGCAAAGACAUUAAUGAAGUGUGCAUGCACAUUCUCACAAGACAGUUACCUCAAGAUGCCAAAUACUAUCUAGUAGAAUUCUGGGAGAAGGAUCCAGAGCUUCGUGAAUUCGUAUUUCGAAUUCUGGUAGUGGUUGGAUUAGUGUCCUUGACAAUAUUCUGCAACUUCUGCAGAUGGAUGACAGCAACUGAACUUCAUUAUGAUGAUGAUUAUGAAGAAAAGACAAUCCAAUCAAAUCUCAAUAAAAAAGCAUCUGAGAACUCAAAUUACAAGCCUUCAGCCAGCCAACGAAUCUCAGAUUUCAAGCAAGUUAAUCAUAAUAUAUCACACUCUUUAGGGGACAGUUCAACGAGCUACCCAUCAGCCAGGAGAGAGGAAGGGUGUCGGUCAUGGAAUGUGUGGAAGAUUAUGGGUGUCAUAUUGGCAGUCCUUACCAUUCUGAGCAUACCAUGGGAGUUUAUUAGACUUUAUCAGAAAGAGGUAUCUAAAAGGGCAGCGCAGGCAUUGCAAGGGUCGCCACCUGAAUGUUUUCCAAGUGACAUGUCAGUCUUUCAGAGUCUCAGGCUUUGGGUGAAAAGCCACUUCUCCUGGGACAAAAGCACUGAUCCGUGUGAGAAGUAUUACUACACUAUGCUGGUGGAUCCGCUGUGGGAGCUCACUCCUCUACUGGUUCUGUCAUCAGCUCUGACAAGGUGUAUACUUCAUCCAAUAGAGAAGCUCUCAUCUGGACUAGGUCGCAGCUUUCGCGUGUUCUUCGCCGAGAUUCCUGCCCAGUGGCAGCCCAUCAUCAUGGUCCUCCUCCUGCUCCUGGCUCUGGUGCUGCUGCUCCUGGUCUUCAGCUACCGAAUCUCCAUACCACUACUCUUCAGAGUGGAACCCAAGACUCCUGUGCAGGACAAGCUACCCCUGCCGCCUAGGAUGGAACUUUUAUCAAAUGCCCAUGGCCAUUGUGAUCAUCCAGGUCAUGUGCAUCAUGUGCCAGACAGACGCAGCACACUCAAAGGCAUCCCGAUGAAGACCAAAGGGCGCAGGCUGAGACUUGCCUCCUGGGAUAACGAGCGUGAUUAGCAUCACUCCACAUUAGUUCAGGGAUUUAUCUGGGUGUAUUUAUUUGUGUGUCCUGUGGAUUCUCAGGAACAUGUCACAAGGAUGAAUAUGAGGGGCCAAGGGUUUUCAAUGUGACAUACACUACUCUUCAUUUUUCCAAGUGUUAGAAAGAUUUCCUAGCACUGCAUGAUACGAAGCAUUGCACUGAUGGAAGGUCUCGACAGAAUUGAAGUUGUAAGAAAACGGAAGACUGCAAAAAUGGUGAAAAUAUACAAUUUAUGAAGACUUUCGGUAGAACAAAAAACAUAAAUUACACUUUGCGAGGGGAGGUCAUUUUGCGAAAACA
Messenger RNA from Haliotis rufescens (red abalone), 1612 nucleotides. Its product is annotated as chloride channel CLIC-like protein 1. The coding region runs from base 1 to 1287 and encodes 428 amino acids. Gene Ontology annotation, cellular component: endoplasmic reticulum; membrane. Gene Ontology annotation, molecular function: chloride channel activity. The record is from RefSeq and is a predicted model, not a curated record. NCBI's taxonomy places the organism in Eukaryota, Metazoa, Mollusca, Gastropoda, Lepetellida, Haliotidae. The transcript has 4 exons.